AGCAAGAGACCAGUUUUUGAAACCACUUCAAGACCUCGCUUUAGUCGACAGGGAGAUACUGGCACAUUUUCCAGCUGUGUAUGUGGCAACAAAACCAGCUUGCUGUGCCCCUCUGUGACCAAAUCACUGGAUUAAUGCAGCUGGCGACGCACAAAGACACCAUUGAUGACACACGCUUGCAACGCUGCAAAACCUCGCAGAGAGCAACGUCUCUAAUUCAAAUACCAGGACUUGUCUGAGGAAGAGAACGUAUAUCUGACCCACAGGGCCACAGAGUCUCUUGCAGCUAACAGAGGCCCGUCUCCAUCAUGAAGUUAUCUUUUAUUCUGGUGUUUGCGUUCAUCCUCCCGAUCAUCAGGGCUCAGGUGCCCCACUGGGGUCCAUGUCCAGAACCAGCUGUACAACCGGCCUUCACCCUCAAACAGUUCAUGGGGAGAUGGUUUGAGAUUGCCAAACUGCCGGCGCAGUUUGAGAAGGGCCGGUGCAUCGAAACCAAUUUCAGCUUGACGACAGAAAACUCCAUUCGAGUGGUCAGCUCUGAAAUACUAAAAGGAGACCUGAGGAAAAUCGAAGGGACCGGAGUCAUAGAGGAUCUGAAGAAUCCUGCCAAACUGGGAAUAAGCUAUUCCUACGUCCUGCCCUACACCCCUUACUGGAUCCUGUCCACUGACUAUGUGAACUCGGCCCUGGUGUAUUCCUGCACGGACGUCCUGAGGCUCUUCCACGUCGACUUCGCCUGGAUCCUGGGCCGAACGCGAACCCUGCCAGACUCCACCAUCGAGAAGGCCAAGGACAUCUUCGCCGGCAACAACAUCGACGUGAGCAGGAUGAUUCCCAGCAGGCAGGAGGGCUGUGACAAAACUCUCUGAGCGUCAGCAGUGCAACACAAGAUGGUGCUGUUGUUGACAGGAGGGAGAGGAUGAUUCAUCGUCACCUGAAACAUAUUUGACAAAUAUUUCAUGGUGAUUUUGAUGAGGAGGUUAGACUCAACUCAGUUACCCCAGCUGUGUGUAAGAAAGGAGUUUUUCAAGCGAAUAAAAAUGUUUGCAGCACAAAAUAACUGCAUGCCUCCAAUGUUCAUAUAGUACAACCACCUUUUAUAUUUAACACACCGUCACUGAGUUGUAAUACUGAAGGCUAAGAGUGAUGCCUGCACAGGUUGAACCAAUAAAACUGUUCAUGUAAUCAUAAAGAACAAUGUUUGCUGUUUCAUUUGCUGUAAAGAAGAAAAAAAUGAAAAUUGAAAAAUUAUAUU
Molecule: messenger RNA, 1255 nt
Organism: Acanthopagrus latus (yellowfin seabream)
Lineage: Eukaryota; Metazoa; Chordata; Actinopteri; Spariformes; Sparidae
Gene: apoda.1
Product: apolipoprotein Da, duplicate 1
Exons: 7
Coding region: 309-869 (186 amino acids)
Biological process (GO): tissue regeneration; lipid transport; brain development
Molecular function (GO): lipid binding
Source: RefSeq, a predicted model, not a curated record